AUGGCUAAUACAGGAAACAUAGAAAAAAUCAUUAUUCCCACUGAACCUAUUGGAUCAAUACCUCGAUCCGAUAAUUUAAUUGUAGCUCAACGUGACUAUCGUGAUGGAAAAAUUAAUCUUGAUCGUUUAAAUGAUGAGUAUAAAAGGGCUAUACAAGUUACAAUCGAAGAAAUGGUAGCAACAGGAUCACCGGUAGUAACAGAUGGUGAACAAACAAAACCAUCAUUUCUAACUUAUCCAAUUUCUGCAAUUUUAAAUGAAUAUUAUACAUUUACAUCAGAUUGUUUCUCAAUACAAUUUGCAGAUGGUCACCAACGAAUAGUACCAUGUCUAAUGAAAGCUCCGUUUCGUUAUGCAGUUUAUGCUCAUAGUUAUAUUGAUGCUGCAAAACAAUUUACUCAAUUACCAAUCAAACAAGCAGUAAUUACGCCAUCAGCUUUAUCAAUGCUGUAUCCGAAAAGUGCCAUAGAAGGUUAUUCUCAUGAACAAUUCUUGAAUGAUUUAAUUGUUGAAUCUGAAAAAGACAUUCGACGAUGUCUUGAAAGUGGAGCUCAUUGUGUUCAGCUUGAUUUUACUGAAGCUCGUCUUUCACUUAAAAUUGAUCCAACUGGUCAAUUAUUACAAGAUUUUAUUCAACUCAAUAAUCGAGUAUUGGAUCGAUUUGAUCCCCAAGAACAACAUCGACUUGGUGUUCAUGUUUGUCCAGGUGGAGAUAAAGAUAGUACGCAUUCUUUGGAGGUUGACUAUUUAGAAGUUCUUCCUACUCUAUUCGAACUUCAUGUGUGCAAUUUUUAUUUACAAUUAGCAAGUGAACCAAAUCGUGAUCGAGUAUUAACAUGCAUUCGUAAAUAUAUGAAGCCGUGGCAUCGAAUUUUUAUUGGCGUCAUUAAUCCAAUUGAUCCGAUUGUAGAAACCCCAGAACAAGUGUGUGCUCGAGUGUUAGAAGCAGUGAAAUACAUACCUGUCAAACAGUUAGGUACAACUGAUGACUGUGGUUUUUCUCCAUUUGAUGAUGAUCGAUCGACUUCAAGAAAAAUUGCUUUUGAUAAAAUUCGGGCACGCGUUCAAGGUACACACAUGGCAGAAGAACAACUGAUGAUAGCAAAAUAG
Molecule: messenger RNA, 1110 nt
Organism: Rotaria sp. Silwood1
Lineage: Eukaryota; Metazoa; Rotifera; Eurotatoria; Philodinida; Philodinidae
Source: the annotation of a GenBank genome assembly